GGAAAAUCGCCCUUCGCAACCAUCAGCUUCGCGCAGCACCGGCUGCGAACAUCAACACACCAUGCCAUGGGCCUAUUUACACUAACCUUUCACAAGACCUAAGAUGAUUUGGAGUCACUCUUGUGCUCCUUACUCCAGGGGUGUUAUACGCUCCUGUUCGCAAAAAUUGCGCCUGCCACUCCUUGCCCGGCCAUGGCCUUUAUCACUAACCCGGUAUUAUUUUGCACAAGUCCCGACUCAAGAAAGUAAUGAAGAACCGAAGCGGGAAUCUCUUUCAGUUCCGGCAACGGCUCGGUUCAAUGAGAUCGGAGUCCAACAAUUGAGUGAUCAUAUUUUUUCCCAAGUUUUUCCAGUCAAGUCGGAUCCUCCCAACCCAGAAUUGGUUGCGCUGUCGAAAGAACAUCUCUCCAGGCAUGACCUGCUUGGCAAGUCUCAAGAUGCCACAGAGCCAGUAGCAUUUGAUAUGCCGCCCCUCCAGGGACAGACUCUGGAUGAGCAUUUCUUCAAGCUGGGCAUGGACUCAUCGGAACCAUAUCUUACCUACGCUAAGGACUAUAUCAAAGUCAGUUCUCCGAGCAUUCCGCGCAAAUGGAUCAAUCGCAGUGGUUGGACGAAGUAUAAUAGUGACGGCACUUGGGAACCCGUGGACGCCCCGAACGAAUCAAUGUUAACUUUUGAUACGGAGGUUAUGUGGAAAGAAAACCCAUUUGCCGUAAUGGCUUGUGCUGUUAGUCCUACAGCUUGGUAUGCGUGGCUAUCGCCGUGGCUGCUGGGAGAGUCGGACAACAAAACCCAGCUCGUACCGCUAGGGGACCCAUCACAGCCGCGGAUUGUCGUCGGCCACAACAUCGGCUAUGACCGGGCCCGUGUUUUAGAAGAAUAUGGUAUGAAGCAAACUCGUAACUUUUUCCUCGACACGAUGUCGCUCCAUGUGGCUGUGAACGGGAUGUGUUCCCAACAGAGGCCUACUUGGAUGCGUCACAAGAAGAACAGAGACUUGAGGGAUAAAAUUGCGAAUGAGAACAAUUCUGUGGAGCUUGCAGCUCUUAUUGAAAGCAAAAUGCUCAGUGAUGAGGAAGAAGAACUAUGGGUGGGAAGGAGCUCUGUGAACUCUCUCCGUGAUGUCGCCAAAUUCCAUUGUGAUGUUACAAUCGACAAGGCACAGCGAGAUCAUUUUGGUGAGCUUGAAAGAGAAGGAAUUCUGGCAAAGCUAGAGGAACUACUCGAUUACUGUGCUGCAGAUGUCGCUAUCACUCAUCGCGUAUAUAAAAAGGUUUUCCCAAACUUUCUCGAUGUAUGCCCCCAUCCGGUCAGCUUCGGGGCACUCAGGCAUCUUUCCUCAGUUAUUUUGCCAGUCAAUGAGACGUGGAAGGAGUAUAUCACAAAUGCUGAAGCCACCUACCACCAACGACUUGAUGACGUACAAAGAAAAUUAGUGGAGUUAUGUGACGAGGCUUUGAAGGUCAAAGACCAACCGGAUGUGUAUAUGAAUGACCCUUGGCUACGACAGCUGGAUUGGUCUGGUCAGGAGAUCAAAAUGGUGAAGGGCAAAAAGAAGGGAGACCUUCCUCGGCCAGCUGCAAGGCAGAAGAAGCCGGGUAUGCCACGGUGGUAUAAAGAUCUCUUUCCCACAAGCACAGCCGACAUCAACCUUACCGUGCGAAGUCGGACCGCGCCUAUAUUGCUCAAGCUAUCAUGGGAUGGAUAUCCAUUAACAUGGUCCGAUAAGUUUGGCUGGACGUUCAAGGUUCCACGUGAUCAGGUUAAGAAAUUCGAGAACCAGCCUGUAGUGAUCUGCGAUAUGGCGGAAGAGAAGAUGGUGGAAUUGCGGGACGACAGAAGACAUGUCUACUUUAAGCUUCCACAUAAGGAUGGGCCGCAAGCCCGGUGUGUCAACCCCUUGGCUAAAGGAUAUAUGCAGUAUUUUGAACGUGGGACUCUAUCUUCGCAAUUUGCGCUCGCCAAGGAAGCUUUAGAGAUGAAUGCCUCCUGCUCAUACUGGAUUAGCGCUCGUGACCGGAUCAUGGGUCAGAUGGUUGUCUACGAGGAUGAGGUGCAAGUUUCUCAAUCAGGUAGCCCAAAGAGCAGAAUAGGGUUCAUUUUGCCUCAGAUCAUCCCAAUGGGUACUAUAACGCGACGAGCUGUGGAAAAUACAUGGCUUACUGCAAGUAAUGCUAAGGGAAAUCGUGUUGGAUCAGAGCUCAAAGCUAUGAUCAAAGCGCCACCCGGUUAUGUUUUCGUUGGUGCAGACGUUGACUCACAGGAGCUUUGGAUUGCGAGUCUCAUAGGCGAUGCUCAAUUUCAAAUUCACGGCGGCAAUGCGAUCGGUUUCAUGACUCUGGAAGGUUCCAAAGCAGCCGGAACGGACAUGCAUUCACGCACCGCCCAAAUUCUAGGGAUUUCACGCAACGACGCCAAAGUUUUCAACUAUGGCCGAAUCUACGGAGCUGGCGUUAAAUUUGCUGCUUCGCUGCUCCGCCAGUUCAACCCUUCCAUGUCCGAAAAGCAAACUCAGGAAGUUGCAAGCAAAUUAUAUCAAGAGACGAAGGGUGCACGUACCACCCGUCGCAUCUUGAACGGUAGUCCUUUUUGGCGGGGCGGCACGGAGUCUUUUGUUUUCAAUAAGCUAGAAGAGUUCGCUGACCAAGAGAGACCAAGAACACCUACAUUAGGUGCUGGCAUCACCGAGGCGCUGAUGCGGCGCUUUAUCAACCGAGGCAGCUUCAUGACAUCGCGGAUCAACUGGGCAAUUCAGUCUUCCGGUGUUGAUUAUCUCCACCUCCUCAUUAUUGCCAUGGACUAUUUAAUCCGGCGCUUUAACAUCGCUGCUCGUCUAGCGAUCACUGUCCAUGACGAAAUCAGGUACCUUGUUAAAGACGAGGACAAAUAUCGGGCUGCUCUGGCUCUACAGGUAGCCAAUGUUUGGACUCGUGCUAUGUUCUCGCAGCAAGUUGGCAUCAACGACCUCCCUCAAUCCUGCGCCUACUUCUCGGCGGUUGAUAUUGACCACGUUCUUCGGAAAGAAGUGGAUAUGGAUUGCGUCACUCCUUCACACCCACACAAAAUUCCUCACGGUGAAAGCCUUGAUAUCGUCCAACUUUUGGACAAGAAUGAAGCAGCUUCUCUAGAUCCCUCCAUUACCCCGAUUUUCCCUCCCUCUCCUCAGAACUAUACGUACACGCCACGGGAGCCCGUGAUGUCCACUCUCCAGUCCGCAAACGACCCUGCAUUUAUCAGAGCCCAGAUCACCAAAGAUGAUCGAGAACUUCGGGAUAUCAUCAAAGAGGUUACUAGGGCUAAAUCCGCUGCCGGAUCGUUAUCAAAUACACGAUCCUGGGUUAGCCGUGCCAAGCCUGCCAGUUCCCCAUCAGCACAACCUCAGAAAGCUAUUCUAGUUGACGUUGGGUCGGGUCUAUACAGCGACUUUCACGAUCCUCCCCCGGGGAGCAGGCAUCCUCAAGUCAACUUAAAUCGGCCACAUUGGAAAGCUCGGCCGUCUGCUCGGGCAUAAAUACUUUCUUUCCUGACAACAUGUCAGCUACUUCCCUCUUUUCCUUACUCUAUGUAUAUAUUAAUCUGGUCCACAGUGAUCUGAGUACGAUGUAUUAUUUUUCUCUCUGUAUUACCUAGCUAGAACUGGCUGGGGAAGCAUUUGGAGGCGUCUCGUUUGGCAGUUUCGGGUGGCACGAACUAUUUAUGUCGCAUUAUGCGUUGUCUCU
Aspergillus alliaceus is the source of this 3719-nucleotide messenger RNA. RefSeq names its product DNA-directed DNA polymerase gamma MIP1. The transcript has 2 exons. Gene Ontology annotation, molecular function: 3'-5' exonuclease activity; DNA-directed DNA polymerase activity; DNA binding. The record is from RefSeq and is a predicted model, not a curated record. Gene Ontology annotation, biological process: mitochondrial DNA replication. Gene Ontology annotation, cellular component: gamma DNA polymerase complex; mitochondrion. Lineage: Eukaryota; Fungi; Ascomycota; Eurotiomycetes; Eurotiales; Aspergillaceae. The coding region runs from base 104 to 3511 and encodes 1135 amino acids.